Messenger RNA from Bombus huntii, 2312 nucleotides. Its product is annotated as venom serine protease Bi-VSP-like. Lineage: Eukaryota; Metazoa; Arthropoda; Insecta; Hymenoptera; Apidae. The record is from RefSeq and is a predicted model, not a curated record. Gene Ontology annotation, biological process: proteolysis. Gene Ontology annotation, molecular function: serine-type endopeptidase activity. The transcript has 5 exons. Bases 951 to 1658 code for a protein of 235 amino acids.
AAAUGGGGAAAUCCUAUAUUCUCGAAUCAAUUCACAAUUUAUUUUGUAUAUUAAUUAGAUUCCGCGCUCAUCAGUACGUACUCACUGGCGACAUCGAGAAAAUGUAUCGGCAAUUCCUCGUACGACCAGAGGAUCGGAAAUAUCAAAGGAUAUUAUGGCGCAGCGCGAGUGGAGAAACAGAAACAUAUGAGCUUAACACCGUAAUACUCUUAUCAUAGAAAUAGAAGCAGUCCUCAAUUCCCGCCCGCUAACUCCUAUCUCCACCGAUCCAAAUGAUCUCCUAGCCCUCACUCCCGGACAUUUCCUCAUUGGCGAUUCAUUAAUGUGCUUACGUGAUCGAGAUUUCAGAGACAUUCCAUCGAACCGACUCUCCAAAUGGCAGCAUAUCCAACAGCUUAAACAACAUUUUUGGAACCGGUGGCAUAAGGAGUAUUUGAACGAGCUAACCAACCGCAAUAAAUGGAGCAAGGGUGGACACAGCAUCCAAAAGGGCACAAUCGUCAUCCUCAGAGAGGACAACGUUCCCUCCAUGCAUUGGCCUCUGGGCCGAGUUAUCAAGGUUCAACCAGGCGCCGAUGGUGUCAUCCGGACAGCUACAGUUCAGACGGCAAAGAGCAUUUUGGAUCGGGGCGUCAAAAGGCUUGUCCCACUGUCAAUUCAACCCGAUCUCGAGAAACCCGAACAACUAGCCACCGAGACGAAAUAAGAUGGGAACUUCAACCACACCUCGCUAGUUUGAUCGGUACCCUCUCAACGGGGGGAGAAUGUUACGCCAUGCGGCUUACAAUAGGUCAUAUUCUUAACUAUCGAUCGCGGCACUAUAAUGUCGCAGACGGAUCGUCGCAUCUGCCCGGCAAACAAACAUUGUAGUGGCAAGCGCAUGGUUCAUUAAGCAGGGCGACUUCCAGAAACGUCGACUCGUGGCCCGUAUUUUACCUCGCAGUAAAAGAAUGUGGCGUGAUCCGAACGUAGUGGGGGUCGCCUUCCAGAAAAAAGGAAAAAAAUCGAAAGGCGUUCAGAACUUUUCGAGAAGUCGAACCGUCAACACAUGUGGCGCUUGGCCAUGGAUCGCUGCAUUAGGUUUUCGUAAUCCCCGAAACCCAGACAAACCACUAUGGAAGUGCGGAGGUUCCCUGAUAUCGGCUAGGCAUGUUUUGACCGCAGCACAUUGUGCACAUAUGGAUGGAAUAGAAAACAUACACAAUCAUAAUAUUGCCAUUCUUAGAUUGGUGGAGGAGGUGCCAUUUUCGAGGUACGUAUAUCCCAUUUGUACGAAAGAGCCCCUACGAAAGAGCAACUUCGUCGGCUAUAACCCCCUUGUUGCUGGAUGGGGAGCAUUAAGAUAUAGACGACCACGACGUAAUGCAUUAAUGGAAGUACAAAUGCCAGUGAUUAAGAACGCCGAAUGCAAAAUAGCUUAUUCCAAAUUUCCUAAUGCACCUGAUAUCACUGAUGGUAUAAUAUGCGCCGAACAUGCUCAGGGUGGAGAGGAUUCUUGUACGGCUGACCGCGGCGGACCACUGCUGAUACAACAUGAAUUAACCUCGUAUUUAAUAGGUAUUGUGUCUUAUGCUUAUAAGUGCGGCACAGCUGGGUAUCCCAGCGUUUACACUAGGGUCACAUCGUACCUUGACUUCAUUCUCCAAGCGAUGCAAUAAUAUGAUAUUACUGUUCCAUAAAUAUCAUUGUGUAAAAAACGUAAAGUUGGAUUUUCUUAUUGUGGAGAUAAGAAACAGCUCAAAUUUACAUUGUUUUGUACGUUACAAAUUAUAGGCUUAAAAUGUACGAAAUGUAACUUUGAAACGACACUAAUUUUUUACGCACGAUAAACCUCCACGACUUAGGUAUGUAAAGAUGAUAAACGUGUAUUAAUUCUAUUAAUUUGGUAAUAAUAAACCAACUUUCUGAGAAGUUCUGUAAAUUUCGUUUCUGUUGUAUCAAGAGAAUAAUGGAAUAUUCCACUUAGAUCGUAUACUUCUUGUACGUACGUACAAAAUUUUCCGGCUAAUCUAAAACACUUCAUAAGAUAGAGAGCUUCUGGAAAUUCGGACACAGAGAGUGCAUAAAAUACAAGAUAAGUCUCGUGUCUUUCAAAAUUAUUUUUUAUUCGCUAAAAACGUCCUGUGUACUCAUGCAAUCACAUGCAACCUCGAAACUUCACUUAUUUUUUAUCACUUUCCAAUUCAAUACACAGUUUCUGCAUUUUUGACUAUAUGUAAGAGAAAUUUCCAUUCAGCCAAAGGUGUACUUACAGAUUAUAGAUUCCUAUACGACUCUCAGUAAAAAUUUAUCCGCACUCCAGAUAGUUAAAA